Messenger RNA from Ectocarpus siliculosus, 2130 nucleotides. NCBI's taxonomy places the organism in Eukaryota, Phaeophyceae, Ectocarpales, Ectocarpaceae. The record is from the annotation of a GenBank genome assembly.
AUGGCCAGGAUCUUUCAGCAGCAAAGGCACUGGGCAGGCGAGCAGGGAGGCAAAAAGGGGAUUAUCGAAGGCAACCCGAAAACGCGGCAAGCCCGACAGACUCGCCGCCCGCAGUCCGCCCACACCGCGCCUCCCUGCUCGACGGCUGCUGCCGUCACCGCCAAAGAGCAACAGCAGCAGCAGGCCCAUCACCCAAACCCGAAGCCGCACACUUGGGUGCCGGCGACGCCUGCCAAGACUUCUUCCGCCCUCAUGGCCGCGGCGGCGGCGGCGGCGGCGCGGAGCUCUCCGAACAGUGGUGGCAAACACUCGCACGCCGUGGCGGGAGGAGAAGGGAAAACAUCGACGGCGCCGGCGACGGGGCGAGGAGGGGCGUACGCCCGCCUAUUCGGGAUGAAACACCCCGGGGCGCAUCGACGGGUAGGCGUGGACCCUCUAGACGGCUUCAAGAAGGACCACUACCGGGGGGGUGCAGCAGCAGCAGCAGCAGCAGCAGCAGCCGUCGAUGCGAGCGCGCCCUUUUCCGGCGACAUCGGCGGGGUGAAACACGGGCAGGGGGCGGGCGUAGAAGAGGUGUCUAAGCCCAGGAAAGCGGCUGGGGAUACAAACGCUGUAGAAACCCAGGCGACUAUUUCCACCGCAAACACCGGCUCGCUCACUCCUCCCGAGGGAAGUAGCAGCGCCGAGGGGGGCCGCGCAACUGGGGAGGGGGGGAUACGCGCCCCGCCCCCGGUGGAGCCGCUGACCAAAGCCUCGGCAGAGUGUUGCAGCCCUCAGGAACGGCUGUACCUCCGGAGACUACUGCUUGACCUGCAAGGCAGCGCUCGCAGCAGUCUGGACUUCUAUCGCCUGGGCAAGGUUGUCGGAGAGGGAUCGUUUGCCCAGGUUCGAGUGGCGUGGCACAAAUUGACGGGGCAGCGAGUAGCCGUCAAGACCUACGAGAAGGCCAAGAUAAAGGAUGAGAACCAAUGGAAGCGGAUAUCUCAGGAGGUGAAGCUCAUGGAAAAGCUCAACCACCCUCGGGUGAUUAGGCUAUUCGAAACGGCCGAGAGCUCCAAGAGGAUUCACCUCGUGAUGGAGUACGCCGACGGCGGCAACCUGUGCUCGUACGUGAAGCGCCGAAAGCGGUUGGAUGAGGGAGAGGCUCGACGCAUCCUUCGCCAGCUUCUCGAGGGGGUGGACUACAUGCACGGCCUCGACAUCGUGCAUCGCGACAUCAAGCUGGAAAACGUCCUCCUGGGCGGGAGCGGUCGUUCCAACGCCAAGCUGGUCGACUUCGGCUUCAGCGCUAACGUCAAGAACCGAAGGCUUCUUCACGUCUUUUGCGGCACGCCUUCGUACAUGCCGCCGGAAAUAAUCAAGCGCCAGGAGUACGAGGGGAAGCCUGUCGAUGUUUGGAGCCUCGGAGUCGUCCUGUACGCAAUGCUCUGCGGUUGCUUCCCCUUCUCCGGGCCGAGAUACCCCGAGCUCUACAAGAACAUAUCCAAGGGCGUGUUCCGACUGCCGGAUUGGCUGUCGCCAGCGGCGAUAAGUCUCGUUCGAGGAAUGCUUGUAACGGAUCCUUCUCGGCGGCUCACCCUCCGCCAGGUUUGCGCUCACCCAUGGGUCUUGCCGCCCCGAGCGACGGGCAGGGUGUCCACCGGGAAUCAGUACCGGGGCUUGGCGGCCUCCGAUGGGGGUGCCGUUGCUGAUGAGUCGCAGUCGUCGCGAAUACCACACGAUAGCCGGGGCAGUUCAACUCCCCUCAAGAGGGACAGCUUCCACAUCAGCAACGAUCCUACCCGUGACAUUUGCGCGACGAGCGUGAAGAAAAUGGAGGCUUUUGGGGCUAACGGGGAAGAAAUCGCUCGACAGGUGCUUGCCCGACGGCACAGCUGCCUCACAACAACCUUCUAUCUGCUCAGGAACGAACUCAGCACAAACGGUGCGGCGGCGGAGGCGGGUGCGCCUCGACCAGCGAGUGCGACUAGCAGCUCGAGUAGAGGCGCGGCUAAGCCCCGGCACGCGAACGUUAGACCGAGCAGCGCGAGUGGGGACAACCGGGGUGGUGCUGGGAUGGCCAAGAGAAGGGAUAGCAGGGGUGGAAGCGGAAACAGUAGUGCUAGCCAAGGCACUGGCAGGACCGAAUGA